Molecule: messenger RNA, 2359 nt
Organism: Schistocerca americana (American grasshopper)
Lineage: Eukaryota; Metazoa; Arthropoda; Insecta; Orthoptera; Acrididae
Exons: 7
Coding region: 59-1384 (441 amino acids)
Molecular function (GO): protein binding
Source: RefSeq, a predicted model, not a curated record
UGCGCGCAUCGUAAGCAAGCGGAGCGCGCGCUUGCGAACAUAUCUGACAGACAUCCACAUGACAACUCCUUCCACCUCGCCGCGGGCUGAAGGCCCACCCGACAGCAAAAUGGCUUCAGGCUGCAAUUACAGAGGCAGGCGCCACGUGCCCGCUGAAGGCAGCGUGAUGUGGCAUACGGGCAUCAAUGACUUACCAGACGAACUGCUGCUAAUGAUCUUGUCCCACGUGGCUUUCACCGAUCUACUGGAUGUGGUACCGAACGUGUGCCGUCGUUGGAAAAAGCUGUCUCAAGAUUCCAAGUUGUGGGCUGACAGGGAAUUCAAUAUUGGGGCCCUGUGGCAGUGCUACCUGGAUGACCGUAAGGGUGGUGGGAACGAGCAGGAAGCAAUAGAAAUCUUCCGAAACAUCCCGAACCUGUGUAUAGUGCGCAUGUGGUUCAAUGUCAACCCCCUCAUCAUCCAGGAGCUCUGCGAUCACUGCCCGAGGCUCGCGGAGUUGCACCUCCAUCCCAGUCAGAAGCUCACCUACUCGUUGCAGGUACUGAAGACCUUGGUGGAGAAGUGCACCAGAAUACACACACUGACGGCUCCCUACAAACUGCUGAAGUCUGAAAGGUGCUCGGAGGCCCUGUCGCAGCUGCACAACCUCCGUGUGCUGAAUCUGGAACCGGAAUACAAGGAAUUCGAUCGUAGCUCUACCCAGGAACCUUGUUUGGUGCGACCUCUGGUCAACGGAUGCCCGCAACUAGCCGAGGUCGACUUUGGGUUUACGUAUAUCAAUAUGGAAGACCUGAGGUACUUUCUGAGAGCCAAGAGGAACACCCUCAGGUCGAUAUGCAUAAAGUGGGCGAUGGGUUGGACGAGCUGUGUCCCACCGUUGCUGGAGGCCUGCACCGAGUUGGAACGUCUGGAACUCUGCGAGGAUGACGACUUUGAGAUUGUCCACAGUAUACCGAGAGAGGCGUUCACUGCCCUGGGAAAGCUGAAGAACUUGCAGGAACUCAGGAUAUCGAUCCCUAUUCGACUACCGCCUGGAGUUGCUCCUCUGGCAUUUAAAUUGGACGUGACAGAUUGCAGAACACUCGGCGGGGCCCUGUUCCCCUACCUCGUCGGGCUGCCGCGACUUCACACGCUUCGAAUGGAAAAUAUGGCUUUUGCGAGGCUGCAACCGGGUGUGAGCAGCAUCCUCGAAUUGUCAGGUGUGCGCUGCCUGACAUUCGAUUAUUCCGUUGUCGCUGGAGUGCCGUUUGAAAAGUUUCCAGAAAAGCUCGUCAAUCUCAGGGAGCUGGGAGUCAAAGAGUGUCAAGGUGACCCGAAGGCCGAAGAAGGGCUGGCCAAGCAGAUGCCCGGUCUUAAAAUCCACGGCUUCAUUCGACCUUUGUAACCGGCUUUCUACGUGUCCGAUAACGAGAGUGGUGCAGAACUUGAAGAGGAGGAGAAUGUGUUGCUUCGCAGUGCAGAGGAAGCAGUGGAUGACUGGAGAGUUGCAAUGAUAGUUAAAGAUAACGAUGUCUAGGAUUAAAGCAGUAUAUCUGUUCUCUUUCUAGAGAAUAUAUAAAACUGAUAUGAUAUUUAUAGGGAACUAAUUUUAAAUACUGAUUGCAUCUCAGCUGGAAUAUUGUAACUGGGCCAAAAUUUAAUACUUCUCAACUUUUGUUACUAGACUGUGUGUCGUAGUGGACUGCUGCAGGCUGUCAGGUCAAAAAUAUUUAUUUUGGGUGUAACGUCACAUUAACAUUGGUGGAAACUGUUUUGAAACAGGGUAAUUACAAGUAAUUGUGGAAGUGUGUAGAAAGAACAUAAAUUAUUUACAGUAAUAUUAGGAAAAGGAUAGUGUGCAACUCAGUGGGUCAUCUUUACACUGAUUAGCAGACAAGUACAACGAAUAGACUGUUAUACAUUCUAGCUUCUGGCCGUGUUUGCUUGUGCGAACGUACGCGUAUUUUCUUUGCCGAAGGAGGCUCUGACAGAAAGCGGUAAUGUGUAACAGUCUUUUAGUUGUGCCUGACUGCCAAUCCUUUUCUUAAAAUUGUUGAUAUUCCAGCCUGAAGUUUCCAUUGUUUAACCAUCUGCAAUAGUGUUUGAAUUCUGGCUUUAACGAUCUGCAAUGACGCUCGGUUUCUCGUCGUAAUGACAGUGGAUUUGAAACAACUUUUUCUUUACGAGAUAAAGUGGCAAGACUGAUGAGGUAGCCAUUCUUAAAUAUCACUGGCUGGACUAGCAUGUAUUAUUGUGUACAGUAAUUAAUUUAAAAUAGUUAUGAAAUAUUUGUUAUCUGUUUAUCCAAAAAAAAUUUUCUUGCUUAUUUAUUCACUUUUUAUUUGUAUUAUGUGCAAGUUUCAUCAAAAUAAAUGUUCUC